Messenger RNA from Tachysurus vachellii, 3493 nucleotides. RefSeq names its product zinc finger and BTB domain-containing protein 17. The record is from RefSeq and is a predicted model, not a curated record. Gene Ontology annotation, molecular function: DNA-binding transcription factor activity, RNA polymerase II-specific; RNA polymerase II cis-regulatory region sequence-specific DNA binding. The transcript is spliced from 3 exons. Gene Ontology annotation, biological process: regulation of DNA-templated transcription. Lineage: Eukaryota; Metazoa; Chordata; Actinopteri; Siluriformes; Bagridae. Bases 307 to 2997 code for a protein of 896 amino acids.
AAUAGAAGAAGGGAGGAGGAAGGAUCUCGAGCACACACAGAUACAUCACCUUUUAUCUUUUAUUUAAGGGUUUUCUGGGUUUUAUUUUAUUUACUUGUAAAUAGUUCUUCACCUUGGUUAAAUGAAAUGUCGGACUUCUACUGAACGGGUCGUUUGUGACGGUGAAAGCAGAGAAGUGAGAUGCGCGUGCAGGUGUAGCAGAAAUGCUAAAACUGCUUUGUUUUGGUAACUCGAUAAAUCCCACAGUUACUAAUCAUCUUUAAAAAAAAAAAAAAGUCAGUGUGUUCCUUUUGUAUUUCUCCAGACAUGUCUUCAGAGUUUACUAUUGACAUCCAGCUAACAGAGCUGGGCUUCUCUAGCUGGGAUUUUCAGGUUUUAAAACAGAAAGACACGCACCAGACUUCAGACCUGGAAUAUGCUUCAUCAUCAUCUUCAUCAUCUUCAUCCUUAACAGCACCACCACCAGCAACGGCGUGUCCAAUGCCAGUGGAAAUCCUUGUGGAUGAGGAACCGGCUGAGGAACCUGAUGAGGAACCGGAUGAAGAGCCAGAUGAGGCUCAUCCUGCUCCUGGUGUCUCUUCCCAGUCUGUUCCUCAUAUCCCCAAACAUGAUGCCAGUUUAGUUCAUGUCGAUUCCACAGAAACCAGAACAGGCGAAAGCAGCAAAACUGUUUGUGAAAAAAGAGAGAAACGAAGAAAGCGUUCGUGGUACGACGAAAACACAGACGAGCAAGUUAAGGAGGAUAAAAAGAAAAAAACGCACACACACCAAAGGAAAAAUGAGAAAAGAGGAGCUCAGAGGAUGCUUGAGAGUGUUUCUGAUGUUUCCGGAGAAGAAGAAGUAGAAGAAGAAGAAAAUGAAGAGGAGGAGGAGGAGGAUGACGAAGAUGAUGCUGACGAAGAAGACGAUGACGAGAACAACUUGACGGAUGAGGAGGAAUGCGAUGAUGAUUUGUCUUCAGAUGCAAAUAGUUCAGAAGAGCAUCUCUGCCAAGUGUGCAGUCUCACAUUUCCCACAUCUUUCCUCCUACACGAGCAUAUGCACGUGCAUAACGGUGUGCGUCUCUACCGCUGUGCUGAAUGUGGCAAGCAGUUCUGCCAUUUAGUCAACUAUCGUAAGCACCUGCGCUCGCACGCGCAAGCGUCCGUUAUCCAGUGUGUCAUUUGCACAGCCCAGUUUGCGACACAGGACGACCUGCAGCAGCAUCUGGACACAAACCAUUUUGAAGAAAAGUUCUAUCAGUGUGAUCUCUGCAAGCGCAUUUUCACCAGCAUGGCAGAGUGCAAGAGGCACGUGCACACACACCAGCAGCGCGCGAAACGUUUCCCGUGCCCAAAGUGCGAACACAGCUUCCGCCAUCACAGCUCCAUGCUGUACCAUCUCAAGCGACACAAUAAAGGUGUAUUCCUCUGUACCGACUGCGGCCUGGCCUUCUCGACAAAAGGCGUCCUCCUGCGCCACAGCUUUCAUCACCUGGGCCUUUUGCCCUACACGUGCAUACGAUGCAAGCGGCACUUCCGUUUGGCAUCUCUGUACUUGAAGCACGAGUGCAAACCGGAGCACUUGCAAUGCGUCGCAUGUCUCGUCACCUUUCAGAGUCAAGAGGACUUCCUGAAGCACAAGAAGGACACAGGUUGCUGGGGUCAUCAAACGGCUCUCAGCACCAAGACAAAUCAAGACAUCCGCUGUAUGGAGUGCGGGCAAGUCUUCGACAGUUCAGAGGAACUAAAGAAGCACGCCGGGACACAUCAGAGGGUCAUGAGGUGCUCAGAGUGCGGGAUGGGUUUCCGCUCCUCCAUCAUGCUCAUGUCGCACAUGGGCGGCCAUGUGGCUCAGCGGCCAUGUCUCUGUAAAGAGUGCGGCCUGGGCUUCUGUCAUCAACAGGCUUAUGACAGUCACCUUAAAACCUGUGGCCUUGUGAAUGCAGCAGAGAUUGCCGUAAAGAAACAGAAGCCAAAUUCAACGAAGAAGGAUGUUGUCACCAGUGCAAAAAGCAAAGAAGUUCAAAUUCUGCCGAAGCAUGCGCCAUCACAUCCACCCACGGUAGUAAGCAGCCAAACAAAUCCUGCUGACAGUCUGACCACAGUCAGUGUGAAUAAAAAGCCUCUUUCUUCUUUACCCCUGUUUAUGCUUUUGCCCGUUCCCUCCACAUCCGCAUCCAACAGCAUCCCCAAUCCUGCAAAGCUUACAUCAGAUGUCUCAAAGAAAUGUGUUUCAGCUCCACCGGUCAUUCAUAUUCCAUUACAAUCUAAUAACAGCUCUGUACAUAAAGAGUCUGUGAAAACAGCAGUGGUGAAAGACCUGACUAGCCUUAAGCCUGCUUCAAACAUUCUGAUAUCCAUGAAGAACACAAAAACAGGAUGGACGCUAUUACAGGGUCCAAGCGCAUCUGGACCAGUCACUAAAAUAUACGUAGUGAGAGAGGAAAGUAAACAAGCGACUGCCGCCGACUCCGUCUCCAUGCAGAAAAAGAGAGUUUUGUCAAACUUGGAGAUCCUACAAAUCUUAAACAUCCUGAAGAAAACUGGUGAUCAGAAAAAAGAAACUCUAUCAAGCUCAGAGAGCGCCGGGAUGGCGGCAGAUGACGGAACGCAGAAAAGGUCGAGUCUGGAAACCAGGAACACUUCACUUGAACAGAGCAGCGAUUGCGAAUUAACAACAAAAACAGGGAGAGAGAUUCUCGGUGCCGUAAACACCGAGCCUCAGUGUCCUGACUUUGAUUCUUCAGCAGAUAUGUGUGAGAGUUUACCCCUAAAAAGGCAGCCUGAAGAGGAUCAAAUCCCAAAAGCGUCGACCGAGUUAUCAUCAGAAAACUGUGUACAAAAUACAGACAAUAACUCUGACGAGGAAAACUCGGACCUGGACAUCGCAGCCAUGGAGUUAGGUGACGAAUCAGAUGUCGUACAGUGUGAAACUUGUGGGAAGCUGAUUUUAGAAAAAGACUUGGUCCAACACACCAUGAAGCAUUCAGUCUCCAAUGUUCUCACCACAUCCUAAGCCCUGGAUUUUGUAAACAUUAUUAAAUGGUACGAGUUCAUUUUACUGUAACAUUUUUUAUAAACGUAGAUGACACUGAAAAGCUUUCAGAAUCUUCCUUCCUUCCAUUCUGCCUUCCUUUUAAUUUAAAACACAGGAAACCUUUCUAUUAAAUCCACUAUUUCUGGAGAAAACAAUAAUAGGCUGUGUGUAUUCAUAUUCAAAUGAAUCAAACACUGAAUAUUAUAGAACUGUUUACUGACUAUGCAGGUGAUUUGCACAAAUAAAACUAUUUUCCUUAAUGUUGCUGGGUACGAAGAUCAGGACAUUGUAUUCAAUAAGUCAUCUAUCUUCCAUUAAAUAGAUAAUUAUCUGCAGAUUCAAACCAAAAUGAACUGAUUUUCUGUUUAAUUUUCUUUUAACCUUUUGGGGGGUUUUUUUCAGUAUAUCAACACAAGCAAGGGUGGAGUUUAUGAUUAGAGGUUUAUGGUUUCAGUUAUGAUUUGGAUCUUCUGUU